CCUAGAUUGCCCCCCCCCUUCUGACUGUUAGGGGCGGUCGCCGUAGCCGUUUCGGCGAUCGGGCCCUCCUGCAGCCGGGCAUGGCCUGCGCGGCGCGACGGCGGGCGGGGAGACCGCGCCGAUGGACCCGCUCGCACUGCUGUCCGACGACGGGGCUUCGGGCGAGGAGGAGGGGACUGGCGAUGGCGGCCCUGGCGGUGGCGGCAGCGGGAACAGCUGCGGGGGCUGCGCGGGCACGGGCGGCGACGAAGGGCUCGGCCCCAGGGAGGAGGGCUGCCCCGCGCCGAAGCGCGCCCGCGGGGAGAGCGGCCAGGUGCGCUUCGAGGAGCUGCAGCUCGCGGGCUACAGGCCCGCGGAGCUCACGGAGACCGCGGCGUACCUGCGGGACGCGGAGACGCAGGAGGAGCGGCGGGCCAAGGCGCGCCCCUCGCCGCCGCAGAGCGAGCACUGGCCGGUGGAGGCCGGCUGCGAGCCGCCGCCGCCGGCCCCGCCGCCCGUCACGGCGACCUGCCCCAGGGGCGGCGCGCCGCCCGCGCCCUGGGCGCACUUCGGCGGCAGGGAGGACGAGCCCGCCGUGGGCUUCCCGCCCGAGCUGCGGGGCCCCCUGCUGGCCGCGGGCUUCUCGGCCCCGACGCCGGUGCAGGCGCACGCCUGGCCCGCCCUCUGCGCCGGCCGGGACCUCAUCGCCGUGGCCCAGACCGGCUCGGGCAAGACGCUGGCCUACCUGCUGCCCGUGGCCGCCCAGCUAGGGCGCGCGGCUCCAGGGGUCUCCCCCGCCGCGCUGGUCGUGGCGCCGACCCGGGAGCUCGUGUGCCAGAUCGAGCAGCAGGCGGAGCGCUUCCGCAAGUCGGCGGGGCUCGCCUGCGCGGCCGUGUACGGCGGGGCUCCGAAGGGCCCUCAGCUCGGCGCGCUCCACGCCGGGCCCGCCCUGGUGGUGGCGACGCCAGGCCGGCUCGUGGAUUUCCUCGACACGGAGCAGUCAUCCUGCUCUCUGAGCGGCGUGCGCUUCCUGAUCUUCGACGAGGCGGACCGCAUGCUGGACGACGGGUUCGACGAGCAGGUGCGCCGCGUGGGGCGCGAGGCGGCUGGUGCGCGGCGCCAGACGGCCAUGUUCUCGGCCACCUGGCCGCCGACGGUGCAGGAGCUGGCCCGUGACUUCCUGCAGGACCCGAUCAGCAUCCGUGUCGGUCACACGGACGAGCUCUCCGCGAACGCCGACGUCGCACAGGACGGUCGUUGUUCGUCGCGUUGCCAGCGAGUGAUUGUGGUGCUCCCUGGGCCGAGAUCUGGAGCUGGGAUGCUGGGAGGCAUUCGGCGGCUCAUGCGUGCCAGGCUCGAAAUCUCCCCCCAAGGGGGGAACGAGCGGGUGGCUACCCGGGCCUGGGUUUAGAUCUCGACCAGGGGUUCACGGGCGGCACAUUGGUCGAGCCCUAUACCAUGCACCCAUCGACAGGACGUGGAGGUGUGCCAGGACGACGCGUCCAAGGAAAGGGCGCUCGUCGCCAUACUCCGGGGGAAGCCGCGGGCGCGUGCGAUAGUAUUCGUGGCCACGAAGCGCGCCUGUCGAGACCUCGCCCGCUCGGCCCGCGGGGCGAUCCCAGGCUGGAGCGAGGUCAUCCAUGGCGAUCGCAGCCAGGUGGAGCGGGAGGCUGCGCUGGACGCGUUUCGCUCCGGCCGCGCGCGCGUGCUGUUCGCGACGGACGUGGCCGGCCGGGGCCUCGACAUUCAGGACGUGGCGCUGGUCGUCAACUUCGACCCCCCGAGGAGCGCCGAGGACUACGUCCACCGCAUCGGCCGCACCGGGCGGGCUGGGCACGCGGGCCUCGCGAUCACGCUGCUCACGUGGCGCGACACGGAGGCCGCACGCUUCAUCGCGGAGGUGAUGCGGCGCACCGGCAAGCGAGUGCCGGGCUCGCUGGAGCGCCUCAUCGGCCCCGCGCUCGUGGUAGACCAGCCGGGCGCAUCCCGCACGGGCGUCAUGACCAGGCACGAGCACCGGUGAUGACGGCUGCACUGUGCAAACAGCGACAAACAAGAGUAAGCCCAGCAGCCACAAGGCCUUACUCGACGCUGAGUCGGUGCUUCCUCAUCGACUACCAGGCGCCAGCGUGCGCUAACGCAGCCUAACGACCGAGUUCCAGAGGGGGAAGGAACGAAGCAGUUUGGUUCGCCCUCCCAGUUUGAGUUCGACGUGCGGGCUCGCUCGUUUUGCAGGUUGGCACGGGGAUGUGUCUGUUCGCAGCUGCUCCGGGCAACAUGAAUCCCACGUGCUGCACUGGUGCAUCUCGUGUGGCCGCAUGCCCCCUCUGCCCUAUUCCUCAAGGUGAUUUGGUGGGGCA
Prorocentrum cordatum is the source of this 2339-nucleotide messenger RNA. The record is from the annotation of a GenBank genome assembly. Lineage: Eukaryota; Dinophyceae; Prorocentrales; Prorocentraceae.